AUGUCUUUCAACCCACAGGCAUCACCAUUCAGCAGCAGCCCAAUAUCUGACAAGAACCAUGCUUCCUGUGCCCCACAGCGACAUUUUCACCGUGGCGGUUACAUGAAACGGCAAGCCAAAUGGCAACUUCAAACCAGCCCAUCUUCAUCAAAUCGCAGAAACGUAUGUGAUCCGCUUGCGGAGGGCAGGCGUGUUCGCGUCGAUAAUGUCUUUUAUGGAACAAGAUUCGUCCCAGAGUUUAUCGGCGCCAUAGGCAUACCCAAGAGCGAUAUCGAGCGCAUACACAGCACGGGCACCUCCGGAGGUCCUGGAAUGUGUUGGGUCGAUUUCGUCUCUCAUGCUGCGGCCUCCAGGGCCGUUGUGAUGCUAAGAGCCGAGUUGCGCAAGUGGCUACCACAAGUUUUUCUUUGUUCACCGGCAACAGACUUGAGCGGACGCACAACCUCCACUGGUUGGCUCUCUAACGACGACGAUCUAACCUUGACCGAGGAUUUCACCAUCGACCAAGAAUGGCCUGCUUAUGACUUGGGGUUUGCUUCGCCUGCAAGUGUUAGGUCACAUCCUUGGUUAUCGUCACCCAAGAAGGACCUGCUGAGUACCAAGAAUGGCAGUCUUCCCGAUAACACAAGCACAUCAUCACUUAGCCAUGUUGCAGGAAACUGCAGCACCAGGCCGACCUCCGACCGCGCUAGCAUUACGACGGAGAAUACCUUUGAUAGCAGCGCCGUCUCCACAUCAGAAGGUAUCGAAAAGGACGCCCCAGCGAAGGGCAUCUGUAAGGACAUAGAUGCACUUGGCUCUGGCUCCGUCGGAACCAAGAUAGGGGUCGACAGCUGCCUCCAGAAUAAUGUCUCCAAGGAUAAUCAGCUAGAUGAGAUCAGGCCACAAGACAUCAAGAGUUGGACUCAGUCGAUAGUGACGACUAGACAACCGACCGAGCCAACCCCAAAGCAGUCAGCAAGCUCUGUCAAUGCCAACACACCAAAACCCAAAACAUGGGCCACUAUUGCAUCGCCCUGUCGACAACGGCCUCGCUCAACCUCUGUUCAAGAAGCAAGGAAAGCUACAGCAAAAGAUCCGGGUGUUGUCAAGGGCGCAACGGGACCAAGAGCAGGACCAAGCUGGGCUGACAUCACAAAGAAGAGACCUGCGUCCACUAUCAAAGUUAUAUCUCCCGUUUCCGAAACGAGGCCUCCAAGUAGGUCAUCACCCAAGAAAGAGGAUAAUAGCUGCUCCAUGCCUGUCAGAAAGCCGCUACUGCCCUCGCCAAACCCAACAUCACACCGGACCAUUUUCGUCACGGGGCUCGACCCUACUGAAGAUCAGGAUUACCAUCGGGAGGAAAUUCUAAAGAUAUUCGCCGGCUUCAAAGUACAUGGAAUCAGCAAUCGCAAGAAGACAGACCGGGCUGGCAACCACGCCAGCUGCUUUAUCGACAUGGAAACCGCGGAAGAUGCACAGCAUGCUAUUGACAGAUGGCCAUGGCCUACAGACAGGAUCGGCGGUCAAUUCAUCCAAAUCGCCCGGGCCAAGAGCGAGAGCAACAGACCGCUCGACUACACGGUGGUAAAGGAGUCAAGGGAGCGGCAAAGUCGGAGGAAUAGGUGA
This is a messenger RNA of Pyricularia grisea, 1608 nucleotides long. RefSeq lists its product as uncharacterized. The transcript is spliced from 2 exons. Lineage: Eukaryota; Fungi; Ascomycota; Sordariomycetes; Magnaporthales; Pyriculariaceae. Bases 1 to 1608 code for a protein of 535 amino acids. Gene Ontology annotation, molecular function: RNA binding. The record is from RefSeq and is a predicted model, not a curated record.